AUGGAUGAUAAGGAUCCUGGACGGGCUCCUGCCUGUCCCACCAACCAUGUCGGUAUCACGUUCCAGUUCACUGCCCAGACUGCGUUUAAGCCUCCUGCGGGGUUCACGAGGCGUCGACCAUCGAGGAUGAAGGAAAAUGGAGUGUCUGGCCUGGCCCAAGCGAUCCGUGCCAUAAGUUGA
Molecule: messenger RNA, 180 nt
Organism: Aspergillus pseudoviridinutans
Lineage: Eukaryota; Fungi; Ascomycota; Eurotiomycetes; Eurotiales; Aspergillaceae
Exons: 1
Coding region: 1-180 (59 amino acids)
Source: RefSeq, a predicted model, not a curated record